AUGGCUUCUGACAAAGGUUGUUCAGCUGGUGAUCCCACCUUGAGGAGAAGAAUCGAACCCUGGGAAUUUGAAGCCAUCUUUGACCCCAGAGAGCUCCGUAAAGAGGCCUGCCUGCUCUAUGAAAUCAAAUGGGGCACGUGUCCCAAGAUCUGGCGACACUCAGGCAAAAACACCACCAAGCACGUUGAAGUCAAUUUUAUAGAAAAAAUUACUUCAGAAAGACAAUUUUGCUCCUCCACCAGCUGCUCCAUCAUCUGGUUCUUAUCCUGGAGUCCCUGCUGGGAAUGCUCCAAGGCCAUUACAGAAUUUUUGCGUCAACAACCUGGUGUGACUUUAGUUAUUUAUGCAGCCCGGCUUUUUCACCACAAGGAUGAACAAAACCGACAAGGACUCAGGGACCUCAUUAAGAGUGGUGUGACUAUCCAGAUCAUGACAACCCCAGAGUAUGAUUAUUGCUGGAGGAAUUUUGUCAACUACCCACCUGGGAAAGACACUCACUGCCCAAUAUAUCCCCCUCUGUGGAUGAAGCUAUAUGCACUGGAACUCCACUGCAUAAUUUUAAGACUUCCUCCCUGUUUAAUGAUUUCAAGAAGAUGUCAGAAACAGCUUACAAGUUACAGGCUUAAUCUUCAAAUGUGCCACUACCAAAAUAUUCCACACCAUAUCCUUUUAGCUACAGCAUGGAUAUAA
This is a messenger RNA of Pipistrellus nathusii (Nathusius's pipistrelle), 690 nucleotides long. The record is from the annotation of a GenBank genome assembly. NCBI's taxonomy places the organism in Eukaryota, Metazoa, Chordata, Mammalia, Chiroptera, Vespertilionidae.